AUGGAGGGUGUGGAAACUGUGGAUGUUAGCUGGCUCCAUCAUUCGCAUAAAGACCAUUUAUCCCGCUGCAAAUCGGUCUCGUCCCUAGUCAGCGACAAAUCGAUACCGGACAGAGAAGCGACACCUCCGCAAUUAUAUGACCCGGAAAAGAAACCUCUUGCCGUUGAUGAUGCUCCAGUUUCCUCGCCCAAUCCCUCGAUAACACCCAAUGUGGCAUCACCCAAUGAGAAGGAAGGGAAGACAAAUGGCAAGGCAGUGGAUGCAAAACAGACAGGUUCUUCGCCGGCCUCGCAGAAAAGUGCCCCACGUCCAAUUUCGGGGCGGCGAAACUCAUGGAUCUCCAGCAUCAGCUCGAGAUUCUCCUCGGGCUCCACUCCUCCCUCACAAUCGAACAUGAAAGCACCACCCAGCACAAAAGCCACUUCUCCUGUAUCAAAGUUGGACACGCACAAUCCUUUCGGCGCAGCUUACUCGCCGAAGGAUAAGGAAGAGGAGCGCAAGGAUGAGAAUAGCCCCUUUGCUUCCACCUCCCCCAAAGGCCCCUCUUUCUUGUCGAAUGCCUUCCGCAAGCUUUCUUCCUCUGCAUCUGGUGGAUCGGGCAAAGUGGCCACCAGCGGCAUCGUUUGCCCGCGUCGCGUGAUGAAUAUCGACCAAGAUCGGGACAGAUGCAAGGUUGCUGAUCUCAACCAAGCGAAAUUGCGGCGGGUAGCUUUCUGCGUUGAUGUGGAGAUUGCCGGGCUAUCGUAUCGAGAGUCGGAUGAAGAGGCUCCCGCGGUUAGCAGCAAGCGUCACAUGGCUCCGGAAUUGAAUGGCUCCAAAGUGAAAAGGUCGAACUCGAAGUCGAAAGACAAAAAGGACAAGGACAAAGAUGAGACUGCCAGCGCCAAACCUCCGCAAGUGGCAACACCGGUCAAGGACGGUAACACCCAAGACCAAGCUGCCAAUGGCAUAGUCUCGGGUUCGCCCGAUCCAGCCGCCAGCGAACCCACGCCUAACGGUGAGAGCAAAGAGCCGACAAGAAAACAGGAAAAAAAGAAGAGAUCAGAAGAGGAGCGGAAGCAGCGGAGAGAGAAAAGACGCAGACAGGCAGAAGCGAAUGGUACAAUCCCUAUGCAACUAACUGCUGAUGGCGAGGAGUACGGCGUGCGCACACCUGCAUCUAGCACGAGUCGCCCCAAGACGCAAAGUCAUCCGACCACGGAUCCCGUUCGGAUUUAUCGACGCUGUUGUCAGCUGCGGGAAACGCCCGUGUUGAAGAGGAUAGUAGAUGAAAUAUCCAAACCGUCCUCCACUCUAGCGGAGUCUCCAGGCACUGUUGCCGUGCUUGACUUGAGCAAUUUUCCUAUGACCUCUGAGGACACGGUCACGUUCUGCGACUGGCUGGCUGUUGUUCCAGUUCGAAAGCUUAUUCUGGAGGAAUGUGCCUUGGCUGACGAUUCGGUCCGGUCCAUCCUCGCCGCUUUGCUAUCUACCCGAACGGUCGAGCACAUGUGGAGCAAACGGAAAAGAGGCAAGAAUACAGAGAGCCAGCCUUCGGAAAAGGAAGAGAGAUUCAGUGUGAUUGAGAAGUUGUCACUGAAGGACAACCCCAAAAUCAGCACAGAGGGCUGGCUUCAUAUCUGUCUUUUUGUCCACCUUUCCAAAUCUUUGAAAGCUAUUGAUUUAUCGGGCAUACCGCUUCCCAGGGCGGCCAUCCCUAUCAGUGCUUCUGGAAAGUUGGCAGUCCAGCCUGGUAGUUGCACUACCACAUCCACAGAGCUGACGGCUGUCUUUGCCAAAGCGCUUGCACAGCGGUUCGGCGGUGAUCAUCUCGAAGAACUUCUUCUCAGUGAAUGUAGCCCGACAAUUGAGGAUACUCAGCGUAUCUGCGACGCAGCCACCACUGUAGGUUUGAGGAGACUUGGAUACGCCAACAACGCGCUCUCAAGGGAGAGUUUGGAGCACGUUGUGCGCUAUUUGAAGGCUGGGAAAUGCGAAGGGCUUGACCUAGGCGGAAACCCAAUUCGGGACCAUCUCGACUUGAUCACCUCUGCUGUCUCUGAUGUUCACCCGCUCUAUGCGCUGAGCCUGGCUGACUGCUCUCUCACGCCCACUGCUGUUUACCCCUUGCUCCAGAAACUGGCGUGCUUGCCAGACCUCCGCUUUAUUGACUUUUCGCACAAUCCAGACCUGUUUACUGUCAAGCCUGAUGCAUUGCCAACCUUCAGGCGCUUUCUUCCAAAGAUGCCUGCGCUAAAACGGAUUCAUCUCGCAGAUGUGAACCUGUCGCCUGACCAGGCUAUUGCGCUAGCCGAGGUUUUGCCGGAGUGCCCAAGCCUAUGCCAUCUUAACAUACUGGAAAAUCCCCUGAUCACAGCCCUGGCGUCAGCAACUGAACCAGAGACCCAGGAAGAGGCGUGUGCGGUCUAUGCCUCCUUGAUGGCAGCAGUGCAGGUGUCUCGCACUAUCAUUGCUGUUGAUAUUGAGGUUCCAACUGCGGAUAACAAUGAAGUUGUCAAGGCUCUGGCUUCCCAGAUCGUUGCAUACUCCCUCCAGAAUCUUGAACAAGGUGCCAUGGCAGUUGAGCUUUCGGACUCUUUCGAUAUAUCGGUCACACGCUCGACCGUGCAUGUUCCUGAGAUCUUGCAGCAUAUUGUCGGUCACGGGGUUGGAGAAGAAGCCGUGGAGGAGGACGAUGAGCCGGCUCCUGACGAGGACUAUGUGAUUGGUGGUACCGGUGUGGUUAAAGCCUUGGGCGUAUGCCUUGGUAAUCUGGACCGGUCUCUGCCAGGAGACUAUUCUGGUCCUCCUAGUGGCACAGCGACACCUCGACACCGGAAAUCCCGGUCUUUGGUGACUAGAAAGCCCCGGGAUAUGUCCAAGAACCUGCUGGAAUCUGCACGCAACAUUCGGACGCGUAUACAGUCAGCUCUUGUCCGUGAGGAUAGGGCUGGUAAUGAUGACAAUUACAGACGUCUCCAAUUCCUGGAUCUCACCUUGCAGAGAAUGAUUCAGCGAUUCGAGGACGAAUACCCCGAGACGCGCAUUGUACCCCAGGCCAUUCCGUACAGUUUUCCGGAAACCAGCUCUCAAAAUUCCGGUGAAGACGGCUGGAAUGUGCCUGCUGGCGAGGGCACAUCACCUAAUGCUACGAAUGGUGAUGCUGAGGCAGCCGCGGAUGAGGAAGACGACCACUAUGCGGUCAGGCUGUCACGAGCGAGCUCGAUCACAUCCCUUCAUUCGCGCGCCAUGACCCAUGAGGAAGGCCACGUCCACCGUCUGGGACAGAAUCUCCGACGAGAUUUUCUCAGCCCGUCUUUUGACCCGACCGACGAUGAUCCGUCGUCUCUAUCUUUUGACGAAUCGCAUAUUGCCGCUCUACGAGAGAAGCUUGACCGGCUGCAUAUGGAGCAAAUGCAGUCAAACUUUGAGAGUGUGAAUGCAGCCAAAGCAUUAAAGGAUCUAGGCAAUACUGUGGACGAGCUCUGGGCUGCACAGAAACAGGAUUCGGAGGCCUUUGAGAAGUUUCGUCAGAGUCAAAUCGCGGCGCAGAUCAAUAGCGGCCAGAGAUCUUCGUCUCCGCCACCAGACGCACCAGGCCGCGCCUGA
Molecule: messenger RNA, 3588 nt
Organism: Aspergillus saccharolyticus JOP 1030-1
Lineage: Eukaryota; Fungi; Ascomycota; Eurotiomycetes; Eurotiales; Aspergillaceae
Product: putative cell wall biogenesis protein Mhp1
Exons: 3
Coding region: 1-3588 (1195 amino acids)
Source: RefSeq, a predicted model, not a curated record